Rubroshorea leprosula is the source of this 757-nucleotide messenger RNA. Lineage: Eukaryota; Viridiplantae; Streptophyta; Magnoliopsida; Malvales; Dipterocarpaceae. The record is from the annotation of a GenBank genome assembly.
ACAUACGCGCUCUACAUAGAGAAAGGGAAGACUCCUUUGAGGGUUCCCUGCUUCCUGAUCCCGAUCAAAGACGCAAUCAUGGUUCUUCUACAGCCAGACCCGUUUCUCAACGAACUGACCAGCAUGUUUGAACGCAGCACAGAGAAGGGUUCUGUUUGGGUUACCCUCAAAAGAUCCUCCUUGAAGUCUAAGGUGCAAAGGAAUAAGAUGAAGACUGCUGGAGAGACCAUUGAGUAUAGGUGCCUUGUUCGUGCCACUGAUGGCAAGAAGACAAUAUCUACUUCGGUUGGGAUGAAGGAUCACCAACGCUUCCAAGCUUCUUAUGCGACCAUCCUAAAGGCCCACAUGACUGGUUUAAAGAAGAGGGAGAGGAAGGACAAGAAGAAGUCUGCACUAGACAAGAUGGAUGGGGGUUCAAAGAAGCCCAAGAGCAGCUGAAAAAUUCUUAUCAGUUCUGUACAAACCCAACUCCUUAAUUUUCAUCAACUUUCAUCCUCAGAAUUCUCAGAUUUAAGAAAUUACCAUUAUUAAAGAGUAUGAUUUUGUUUUUCCGAAUACAAGAUCAUGGAAGGAUUUAGGCAUCAGAGCAGGUCGAUAUUGAGAUGAAAGGGUUUGUUGAUAGUAGUUGUAAUUCUCUCUACUUCUUACCUUAAGUUUUAUAUAUAUGGCUUUCUUUCUAUCCUAAAAGUGUAUCUGCUUGUUUGAUAUCAGUAUAUUAUACAAAAUAUUGUAAUAUGAAAAAACAUUCUAACUGAAU